Pristis pectinata (smalltooth sawfish) is the source of this 4757-nucleotide messenger RNA. Its product is annotated as polypyrimidine tract-binding protein 1-like. NCBI's taxonomy places the organism in Eukaryota, Metazoa, Chordata, Chondrichthyes, Rhinopristiformes, Pristidae. The record is from RefSeq and is a predicted model, not a curated record. The transcript has 15 exons. Gene Ontology annotation, molecular function: mRNA binding. Gene Ontology annotation, cellular component: nucleus. The coding region runs from base 96 to 1793 and encodes 565 amino acids. Gene Ontology annotation, biological process: regulation of cell differentiation; mRNA processing; regulation of RNA splicing.
CGCCUGAGAUUGACGUGGCGCCAUUUUCUGGGGGUAUAUGUUGGGAGGUCGGCUGCGGCAGCGGCGGUUUUUCUCUCUGCGCUCUCUGCUCUGCAAUGGACGGCAUUGUCCAAGAUAUAACAGUUGGUACAAAGCGGGGGUCUGACGAGCUUCUAUCUGCUUGUGCUACUAACGGUCCCUAUAUCAUGAGCAAUUCUACUCCCUCUGGUGAGUACACCAAUGGCAAUGACAGCAAAAAGUUCAAAGGAGAGAAUAGAAUUUCGGGAAUAAUGCCUUCCAGAGUCAUCCAUAUCCGUAAACUUCCCAACGAUGUAACUGAAGCAGAGGUCAUCUCCCUGGGCUUGCCUUUCGGAAAAGUAACAAAUCUUCUCAUGUUAAAAGGCAAAAACCAGGCUUUUAUUGAAAUGAAUACGGAAGAAGCUGCUAACACAAUGGUGAGCUACUAUGGGACUGUCACUCCAUACCUGAGGAGUCAUCCUGUCUACAUCCAGUACUCUAACCACAAGGAACUGAAAACUGACAAUUCUCCCAAUCAGGCUAGAGCACAAGCUGCUCUUCAGGCAGUAAAUGCAGUACAGAGUGCAAAUAUGGCGAUCGCUGGAACUGGUGUCCCAGAUACUGCUGUCAAUCUCGCUGGCCAGAGCCCCGUUCUUCGAAUCAUUGUGGAAAAUCUCUUCUAUCCAGUUACUCUUGAUGUUUUGCACCAGAUUUUUUCCAAGUUUGGCACUGUGUUGAAGAUCAUUACCUUCACAAAGAAUAACCAGUUCCAGGCCUUGCUCCAAUAUGCUGAUGGUUCCUGUGCACAACAUGCUAAACUGGCUUUGGAUGGACAGAACAUCUAUAAUGCCUGCUGCACUCUGCGCAUUGACUUCUCUAAGCUGACGAGCCUUAAUGUUAAGUACAAUAAUGACAAAAGUAGAGACUACACACGUCCUGACUUGCCAUCUGGUGACAGCCAGCCAACCUUAGACCAAACCAUGGCCGCUUUUGGUAAGGAAGCCUCCCUACUAGGUGCACCAGGUAUCAUCUCCUCGCCUUAUGGAGGUGGAACUGGUUUUCCUCCUGGUAUUGCCUUCCAGCAAGCCGGUUUGUCUGUCCCAGGGGUUCACGGGGCCUUGGCUCCACUCGGCAUGCCGUCAGCAGCUGCCGCAGCUGCAGCAGCAGCAAGUCGUAUGGGGAUUCCAGGCUUUGCCUCUGCAGCCAAUGCUGUCCUGCUGGUCAGCAAUCUGAAUCCUGAGAGAGUUACGCCCCAAUGCCUCUUUAUUCUUUUCGGAGUGUAUGGUGAUGUGCAGCGUGUGAAGAUACUCUUCAACAAGAAAGAAAAUGCCUUGGUUCAAAUGUUUGAUUGUACUCAAGCACAGUUGGCUAUGAGCCACUUAAAUGGUCAAAGGCUUCAUGGGAAGGCUAUGCGUGUGACCAUGUCCAAGCACCAGACUGUACAGCUUCCCCGUGAGGGCCAGGAGGACCAGGGACUGACUAAGGACUACAGCAGUUCACCUCUGCAUCGUUUCAAGAAACCUGGAUCAAAAAAUUUCCAGAACAUCUUCCCUCCUUCUGCCACCCUUCAUCUCUCCAAUAUUCCACCUUCAGUUACUGAAGAAGAUCUGAAGAUGCUCUUCUCAAGCACAACAGGCAUGGUCAAAGCAUUCAAGUUCUUCCAGAAAGAUCGCAAGAUGGCUCUCAUUCAGAUGAGUUCAGUGGAAGAGGCAAUCCAAGCUCUUAUUGAUCUUCAUAAUCAUGAUCUUGGGGAAAAUCACCACCUCAGAGUUUCUUUCUCCAAGUCAACUAUUUGAAGUCCUGAUGUGGACUCUCCUGGAGUCCAGUUUGGCCUAUGGGCACAAUGAUUCUCUUUAUUCCAGAGACACCACUAGACCUCAGAGCAGCUGCAAAGCUGAAAAUUUACCCAAAAGUGACCACAGUUCUUUAUUUUUGAGAAAAGUUUGCAAGUUUACUGCAAUGACAUCCUGUUUUUUUGGUAGCAGUGCUGCCCGUCCCAGUUAGUUUAUCACUGAUUGGCUUUUGCUAAUGUUACUUUUAACAUCUGAAAUUCUUCCAAAAGUUUACAAAAUGCAUAUAUUUCUCUUUGGAUUACCCAACGCUGCACCUAAUUUCAGGUUGUAUAAUAAACCUUUUUGAUUUUUUUUAAUCACCCUCACUCCCUUUCCCCUUGGGUAUCCAUACCACUAUAAUACAGAAGUGUGGAUAAUUUAAGCAUAUUUUUCAUUUAAAUGAUUAUUCUGUGCCUUAAUGUCUUAAUGAAACAAGGGCCAUCUUAAAAUUGUAAGUCUGUUUCUGGUUAGAUACUUCAGAGUUUGUACAAGCGAUGCUUGCUGCCUGUUUACUCUCAACAAUUGCCAUUACCCAAAUGACAAGGGGAGGGUGGGAAGAAGCUGUAGGUUUGAACUGUAUUAGCCUUAAGUCAACCAUUGUAUCCAAAGUUCCUAAUUUGCAGUCCUGUCCAUCCCACCUCGGGUAUGUUGAGUAUGUUUAACUGAAGCAGUGUAGGUGUGGGAGAUGCUACAGGCUGAGCUGUAUUUCUCAACUGGCAAGAUUCUUUUGUUCAGUAAUUUUAGUUUGAAAGCUGUCACUUUUUCAGAAAAGAAUGAUCUGUUUACGUUCUGUUGGAUGUCACUGAAACUGUAGAUUAAAGGCACACAGCAAGUCAUUGGAUGGAUGUUAAAGGCAGCUAUUUGCCCAUCCCAUGUGCCCACGGUAGGGAUGUAGCCUCCAUACAGAAGCUCUUGAUUGUCUCAGUAAUCCUAGUUGGUGGUGACCUCCGUGGAGAAAAUUAUAUUCUGCUUUGCAUAGAAAAAUACCCAACUGGUAACCAGGAACAGUCCCAAUUUUGAAUGGCCUAAGCUUGUUGCCUUCUAUAUUCAAUAUCUAUCUGUAUUUUAUAGUUGGGGUGCGUUUUAUUAUCUUAAUCCAUAGAAUGUGUAUUUUCUACCUUGUAUCUUAGAUUUUUUUAUUUUAAUCAUUUUUGAGCUGAAAUCUCUGCUCUUUACACCUGCGUUAAGUGAGCAAACCUGGUGUGAUGUCAGUUUUCUGCGGUGUGCUCUGGCACCUGCUGAUUCAUUUGUGAGCAGCUGAAAUGCUGACAUGGUGUGCAGUUUUUUGUUGUAUUUGGUAAAUUGCUUUCAUUUUAUUUUUUGCUCUUUCUUUGAUCAAUCUAUCUUUUUUGCUACCCAAUAUUUCAUUCCAUUUUUAUCUUGCAUUGUUCCCUUAUGCAUGAAUACAGCAUCGUCAAAGAGGUUCCUAUUACUAGCUGCUCACUACAGUACCCGAGUCAGCUGGUGCACAAGCUGGCUGUUGGCCUCCUUGCGCAUUGGUUUUGGCUUCAUACUGUUGUUGUGCACGUAGUAACUACUUCUGAGUACAAUCAAACACUUGUUACCCAGAGUUUCCUUCAGGUUACUAACAAAGUAAAGCCAGUGGGGAGGGUGGCUGCUUCCCUGAAUGGUGGUGUGGGGUAGCUCGGAGGAUAUUCCAUUCGCUAAUCUAGACAACUGACCAUUGGUCUCCCAAUGAGUUCUCAAACUGUCUGCAAGACUUUGACUUUUGUUGAGAUUCGUUUUGCAAAUCUGGCUUGGUUUGACCUGGGAAUUGCAGGCCUGUAAGGUUGAAUCUGUGAGCCUUGUCACAGCAGUGCUACCACAUUGAAGCGCUACAACACUUUGCUACAGUUUUUUUAUUUUUGGACGGUUAAGGACUUCGCUUGUUUAACUUGGCAUGGGGGGAAUGGAUUUUGUAGCAUUUUCAAGCCCUUUUGGAAUGUACUGAAUCCUAACACUUCUAUUGAAAUGGUCAUGGUCUUAAGUCAUCCAUUACUGAAAACGGGUUUCUUAGCACUUGGAUUAAAAUGACCUGUAACCCAGUCAUUGUUUUCCUGUUGUCAAAAUGUAACUCUCUGUUUUCCUUGUAUUAGUGAAGAGGAAACUUCAAAUCCAAACAUUCCAUAAUAUGGGCAAAAUGCUGGAGUCAUAACGUGAACAUUUGUGCUUUGGACUGAUUCUGUGUAUGAAUGCUCAUUAAUGACCAUAUUCAUCUUGUGCCUAAACUAUUUAAUGAGCAAUAGUUUACUUGAAGGAAAGAUUGUUCAGUGACACAUGUCAACUGCUUAAUGGAUUUUUAGGGUUUUGUUUUCAGGGUUUCAUGGACCAAAGUUGUUGUGCCUUCUGAAGUCUUAGUUCUUCACAUUUUACAAUUCCUCCUCUAGCCCUCAAAAAUGAUUGUAAUAUUGCAUUGUGCACCUAGAAUGGUGGCUGUAUGUUUAGUGGAUUCAAUCUUUGUUCUUGGUUUUUAUGCUGUUUACUUGAUGUAUACAGCUUUCAGACAGAAAUACACCACCACUAUCUUUGUCCUUGGUUUCCUUAAAGAAAUAUUCCCUCUUUUCAGCUGUAAAGAAUGUUUGAAAAAGGUGUAAAUAUUCAUAACUUUUUUUUACCUAGAGAGGCUAAGGGGAACAAAACCGGUUUUUAUAUGGAAGCAUUGUCUUGUAUAUUUUGAUUAAAAAAAAAACAGCUGUCAGGUUUCAUAUGUAAAAGGGUUUUUCAGAAAACAAUUCCUCUUCUAUUGAGAAGAAAUGUUUGUAAUGCAAAGAAGAUUAAAAUAAUUUUCUAAUGAAUUUGUAGCUGUAUGAAUGCAUUCACCAGUGUACACCGUUUCAGAUUAUGCAAUUUUCUUUUACUACCAUUAACAGCUCUGGCCAAUGUAGUACUUGCUUCUUCAAUAAACUGCUUCAUUCUUUAUUUUUCUGA